AGUUAAUGAUUUAUACACUUACUAUUUUUAUUCACAUAAAAACUUGUACUGAAAUUCGUUUUCACAAUGUAUAUUGUAUGAGUACAUCUAGAUCUAAUGUAAAAUUUCUUUUUAGGUACAAGUAGGAGAGAAAUAUAGUGUGAGAUGGGGUGGGCCAAAAAACAUAGAUAUGGCUCUAAUACUUGCUGAAGGUUCAGAACGUGACAUGCGUCAGAAGAUAUCCGAAAACAAGUCUAAACCUACAAGCAAGAUGACCAAAAAGUCUGAUUCUGAAGAGGGCUCAUUGAAUAAGAAUCCUUCCAGCAAGAAAAGGAAAGCAGAUCCUAAGCCAACAGGUAGCAAGAAUCCUGCGAAGUUGUUGAGAGUGACAACACCUAACAAUUCAGACACCACCAUCACCACAUCAACAACAUCCCCACAUGAGGUAACCAUCACAGAAUCCGCCUCCCCUUCAACAACCUCACAACCCCCCCUUGAAGAACAGGUACAGGAAACGGUUUCGCCAGCUCCCCAACAGCCUAUGAGCCCAGUUAUUCGUGAGAAUCAACACACCCCUGUGAGAACUCCUGUGACAACACCAGUGACAACCCAGCCAAAAUCACCCAGUAUUUUCAGGUACGGUAGACCAAAUAUUGGUACAGGGCCCAUGAUUUCUAGGCUUAACGCAAUGGAAGAGAGUGUGCGAAAAUUAUCUAAACGCGCUGAUGACCUACAGAAAGGACAGGAAAAGUGCUCCAGGGCUGUUUUUGAGUCUAUGUCAGUUCUUAAUGCCAUAAAGAAGAAUCAAGAUGUAAUCAUUUCCCUUCUUACAAAACAAUCUAAUGUAGAGCAGCACAUGCCACUUCAAGACACAACUUCUGACAGAAACAUACCAGAACAGUUUGAAAUCAGAGAUGACACACUCCGUGAAAUAAAGAGUCAGUCAUUAGGCCCUGGAAAUUUCGCCGCUAAGCUCACAAAAAAGUUAUUUCCCGAACUGUUCUGUUCUGAAAACCUGAGAAUGUUGUACAGCUGGGUAGGAGGAGGAGUGUUGAACAAGAAAGAAUUGUGUGCCACCAGAAAAGAAGUAAUUAAACAUUAUGUUGUGAAGUUUUUUCCAGAGUUUUCAGACGAAGGGGCCUUCAGGGAACGUAUUGUACCAAAGAUCAAUGAAUUACUACGACGAAAAGAAAAAGAAAGGAAGAGGCCAGACAUCAGUCAUCCAGAUAAAGAAAAUGUCAGGUCAGACCCACCAAUGGAUCUGUCUCUUGGAGAAAUAUUAACAUACCUAAAUUAAUUGAGAUUAAGUGAGCAUUACAAAGGGCACACUGCCCUUAGUGUCAUAGAAAUGUAGACAGACAUGUAUUAUAUGAAAUGUGAAAUAAAAUGCUUAUAAAUUAAUGCAAAUUGACAUACAAAUGUAUGUUAACUUGUAGAGAUGCAAUGAUUAAAGUUCGUGUUUAACAUGUAAAUAAAUGUACAUAUAUAUUUAUGACUUAUUAUAUAAAGUGCUUACAUUAUAUAUUUAUGAUAGUUGCCUCUCUUGAUCAGUUUUAUGAUGAUAUUUGAUUACAGUAAAACCUCUGACAGAGCACCGACCACUAUAAAACAACAAUAACAACCUGUCCACAUAAGACUUCGCAAUAAAUUUUACCCUUCUAUGUCAAUAUUAGGCCCUGUGAGGGGCUUAGUCAACCACAACUCAAAUAAGUUUUUGUGGUCUUUAUUUAAAUAAAGAAAGAAAACCAAAAUAUAUAUAUUAGAUUUCAAGAACAAAUUAUAUUUGUGACUAGAAAAUGAAAUACAUAAAGCUGCAAUCCAAGCUUUUAGAUAACAAAAAAGGAUAUUUUAACCAUACAUGUAAGAAAUUGUGCUCUUUAACUAUAUUGUGAACGAGUCGUGUACGAAACAAUGGGUUGGAAAAUGUUGAGUACGAAUGUGUGUAUUUAAUAAUUUGAUUCUAAACACAUUACGACAAAUCUGAGUUUCGAAACUUUGCAAACUUCUAAAAGGAUACAUAACAAAUCAUAUGAAAACAUUAACUUACGCUGUAGGGGCCAAUCAAGACUAUUAAAACAAUUUUUUUUACACGUGAGGGAAGAACGUUAAGGUUAAGUACUGCUAAAUCUUUACAACAUAAUACAGUAGGUUAAGAACGGAUAAAUCUUUACAACAUUUGGAUCAGAAAGGGUUUUGCUCUGCAGUGGUUGUUCUGUAUAUACAUGUAUAAAUGUAAAUUGUGUAGAUAUGCAGUAAAUAAAUAAAUUAUAUCAGAUAAAGUACACUUCUAAGUUAAAAUUUAAUAAUUUUGGAAUUAUCAAAAUUUAAAUGAAUUGUAGCCAGGCAUAUUCUAUUUAAAGGUAUUUCGACCUUUCUUUUUUUCUAUUUACCUUCUACACCAGUCUCUUAUCAUGUGCCCGCUCGUGCGCACGAUACAUUUUUAUCACUCGAAAAUAUAUCCAUUGAUUAAAGGCCGUGAUGUAUGAUUUACAAAUGUAAGAAUUGUGUUUUUUCUUUAUUAUGUGUUUUUUCUUUAUUAAUCAUUCCCAUUUUUAAGUGAUAUUGAGUUUUGUGUAAUAAAUAUUUCAAUAGAAGUUAAAUGAA
Molecule: messenger RNA, 2583 nt
Organism: Ruditapes philippinarum (Manila clam)
Lineage: Eukaryota; Metazoa; Mollusca; Bivalvia; Venerida; Veneridae
Exons: 2
Coding region: 170-1276 (368 amino acids)
Biological process (GO): rDNA heterochromatin formation
Cellular component (GO): heterochromatin
Molecular function (GO): DNA binding
Source: RefSeq, a predicted model, not a curated record